This is a messenger RNA of Sphaeroforma arctica JP610, 243 nucleotides long. RefSeq lists its product as hypothetical. Bases 1 to 243 code for a protein of 80 amino acids. NCBI's taxonomy places the organism in Eukaryota, Ichthyosporea, Ichthyophonida. The record is from RefSeq and is a predicted model, not a curated record. The transcript has 2 exons.
AUGAGAUCAGUGAGAGAGAUUGUCGAGGAGCAGGAGAGAUCGGGCAUCCAAAUACACGAGCAGCCUGAAAUUCACUGGCGACAUUUCGAAGCCGCCAUGGAAGACGUAAAGAAGAGCGUCGAUUCAGAUUUGGAAUCUAUCACCAAAAUUCAGGAUUGGGAUAGUAAAUGGGGCGAGGGUGGCAACAAAAAAGCUCUCAAGCCGAAGAUCGGGUUUGCUGCAGCGGCGAAGGUGGCUGUAUAG